This is a messenger RNA of Jatropha curcas, 2069 nucleotides long. RefSeq names its product O-fucosyltransferase family protein. NCBI's taxonomy places the organism in Eukaryota, Viridiplantae, Streptophyta, Magnoliopsida, Malpighiales, Euphorbiaceae. The record is from RefSeq and is a predicted model, not a curated record. Gene Ontology annotation, cellular component: cytoplasm; nucleus.
UAUACGUAGCAGAUAAUGAGAGAAGAAAGUGAAAGCGUAGCGCUGGAGAUGGUAAACAGUCUACGACAUUCACAUUCCUACAUGAAAAGCUCAUCACCGUUUCCUAGAUUUCUCUCAAGAAAACCAUCUCCUUCUGCUAUUUCUCUUUACAUGAUCCUUCUCUUUGCCUUCUCGCUCUUCAUUUUUAUUUUUAGCUCAAGGCACAUAUCGGACAAUGAGCCCAAACCUCUCCUCUCUCAACAAUCUCACGCUCAAACUCGAUCUGAAUCCGAAUUCGAAUAUGAAUUCAAAUCCCUAUCUCAAUCUCAAUCCGAGCAGAUGCCUAAUGAGCAACUGUGGGUUACUUCUAUCAACCAUGGUUUACGGCCUUGUGUCAAUCCUACGCCUAAAUAUAAAGCUGCUCAAGGAUGGGACCGCUAUAUAACUGUGAGAAGCAAUGGUGGACUAAACCAAAUGCGCACUGGUAUUUCAGACAUGGUGGCUGUUGCACACAUCAUGAAUGCUACAUUAGUCAUUCCUCAAUUGGAUAAACGUUCAUUUUGGCAAGACUCAAGUACAUUUUCAGAUAUAUUCAAUGAGCUGCAUUUCAUCUCAAGCUUACAAAAUGAUGUAAGGAUUGUCAAGGAGCUCCCCAAAGAAUUGGAGUAUCUACCUCGGGCAAGGAAACAUUUUGGCUCCUGGUCGGGAAUGGGUUACUAUGAAGAGAUGACACGGUUAUGGAAGGAAUUUCAGGUGAUUCAUGUUCCAAAGUCAGAUUCUCGUCUCGCAAACAAUGAUUUGCCUCUUGAUAUCCAGAGGUUAAGAUGCCGUGCCUUGUAUCAUGCUCUUCGUUUCUCUCCUUCAAUUGAAAGCCUAGGAAAGAAGCUGGUGGAGCGACUGAGAUCACGUGGAGGAAGAUACAUUGCACUUCAUCUAAGAUAUGAGAAGGACAUGCUUUCUUUUACCGGUUGCACAUAUGGUUUGACUGAGACAGAAUCUGAAGAGUUGCGAGUAAUGAGAGAGAACACAAACCAUUGGAAGGUGAAAAAGAUAAACUCAACAGAACAGCGAGAGGGAGGAUUGUGUCCUUUAACUCCAAAAGAGGUGGGAGUAUUUCUGCAAGCUCUUGGUUAUUCUCCAUCUACAGUAAUUUACAUUGCAGCCGGUGAAAUUUAUGGUUGUGAAUCUCACCUUUUAGAACUCACAUCUCGCUUCCCAAAUACAGUUUUCAAGGAAACAUUGGCAACACCAGAAGAAUUAAAAGCAUUUGCUAAGCAUGCCUCUCAGACUGCAGCACUUGAUUACAUUAUUUCUAUUGAGAGUGAUGUAUUUGUUCCAUCAUAUUCGGGUAAUAUGGCCAGAACUGUCGAGGGCCAUCGGAGAUUCUUAGGGCAUCGCAAGACAAUUCAUCCAGAUCGAAAGGGACUUGUCAAACUAUAUGAUAAGCUAGAAAAUGGACAGCUGAAAGAAGGAUCCUCAUUUUCAUACAUUGUGCAGGAGAUGCAUAAGAACAGGCAAGGAGCUCCAAGGAAAAGAAAAGGUCCAUUGCCAGGAAUAAAAGGUCGAGCGCGUUUCAGGACCGAAGAAUCUUUUUAUGAAAAUCCAUACCCUGAAUGUAUUUGUAGAUCAAAAGGAGCUGUUUGAAAUGAAGAAAAGGACCUGUGAAAUUAAUUGAUAAGCUUGAAAUUUGAAUAUCAAAAGCUGAAAGAAGGAUCCUCACCUUCAUGUAAUGUGCAGGAGAUUAAUUUUUUGUACUAGGAUUGUCAUUUUUCUCUUUUCCUGUUUGCCUCGAAAGGAGUAGAUCGCAUCUGCAGAAUUUGAACUUUUUCUGUCCUGCUGAGAUGGAAGUUAAUUGGGAAUUGAAAUAAUGCAUUUACCGCUUGUCUGUUUAAUGAACAACACAGUUUAAACAGAACACAAGCAACUUAGUGAGUUUUCUCCAAAUUAUAGGCAAAGGAAACAUCCAUUGCCAGGAACAAAAGAUCAACCACGUUUCAGGACUGAAGGAUCUUCUUAUGAAAAGCCAUAACUUGAAUGUAUCUGUAAACCAAAAAGAGCAGUUUGAAAUGCAGAUCAAAAGCAAAUUUGCA